Molecule: messenger RNA, 1347 nt
Organism: Lepus europaeus (European hare)
Lineage: Eukaryota; Metazoa; Chordata; Mammalia; Lagomorpha; Leporidae
Gene: LRRC34
Product: leucine rich repeat containing 34
Exons: 10
Coding region: 9-1220 (403 amino acids)
Molecular function (GO): protein binding
Source: RefSeq, a predicted model, not a curated record
AUCUGUGUAUGGAGAAACACCGGAAAAUUAACCAUUUUAUAUUACGUAUACUCCAAGAAGUGGAUGAAGAAAUUAAAAAGGGACUGGAAAAAGGAAUCACAGUAAACAUUGCUGGUAACAAUCGUUUAAUACCAGUAGAAAGAGUAACAGGUGAAGAUUUUUGGAUUCUUUCCAAACUUUUAAAGAAUCAUCCGUGUAUUUCUGGUUUGGAUGUUAGAUAUAACCUCCUAAGUGAUGUUGGCGCAUACUAUGCUGCAAAGCUGCUGCAGAAACAACUUUAUCUCGUUUACUUAAACCUUAUGUUUAAUGAUAUUGGGCCAGAUGGGGGAGAACUCAUUGCCAAAGCACUACGUAAGAAUACAACCCUGAAAUAUCUAAGAAUGACUGGAAACAAGAUUGAAAAUAAAGGUGGAAUGUUUUUUGCUACAAUGUUGCAAAUAAAUUCCUCUUUAGAGAAAUUAGAUCUGGGUGACUGUGAUCUGGGAAUGCAAAGUGUGAUAGCAUUUGCUACUGUACUAACUCAAAACCAAGCAAUUAAGGGAAUGAACCUCAACCGACCCAUACUGUAUGGUGAACAGGAAGAGUCCACCAUUCACCUAGGCCACAUGUUGAAAGAAAAUCACUUCCUUGUUGAACUACAUUUGUGUAAGCAUGAUAUAAAAAAUAGUGGUUUACAACAGUUAUGUGACGCACUGUAUCUUAACAGUAGCCUACGGUACCUUGAUGUCAGCUGCAAUAAGAUAACUCAUGAUGGGAUGGUGUAUUUGGCUGAUGUACUGAAAUGCAAUACUACUCUGGAAGUAAUAGAUCUUUCUUUUAACAGAAUAGAAAAUGCAGGAGCAAACUAUCUCAGUGAAACUCUAACUUCACACAACAGAAGUCUUAAAGCGUUGUCAGUAGUCAGCAACAACAUAGAGGGAGAAGGUCUUGUUGCACUUUCAAAAUCAAUGAAAACAAACCCCACAUUCUCUAAUAUCUACAUUUGGGGAAACAAAUUUGAUGAGGCUACGUGUGUGGCAUAUUCAGAUUUAAUUAAAAUGAGCUAUCUAAAACCAGACAAUACAGAUGUGGAGCCAUUUGUGGUAGAUGGACGUGUGUAUCUUGCAGAACUCUCCAAUGGCCUUAAAAAACACUAUUAUUGGACACCAACUUACGGAGAAGCUUAUGGCCAUUCGUCUAAUGCAGGUUUUGCUCUUGUUCCAGUAGGUCAACAUCUAUGAAAAAAGAGCUCUGAAAUAGUUUUCUACAUUUCUCUAAUUGCUUUUGGAAUGUGGCCCAUUAUAUGUAUUUUCUUUCAUAAAUUAGAAAAGUUACUUUUGACAAAUGUAUAAAGGUACGACUUUAUUA